Molecule: messenger RNA, 168 nt
Organism: Linum tenue
Lineage: Eukaryota; Viridiplantae; Streptophyta; Magnoliopsida; Malpighiales; Linaceae
Source: the annotation of a GenBank genome assembly
AUGGGUACAAAUCCAAAUCCAUUUGUUAUAAACCCAACCCAACCCAAAGUAAAUGGGUAUGGGUACAAACCCAUCAAACUUUACCCAUAUCCAUAUAUUUGGAUUUCAUACCCAACCCAAUUGGGUUGGAUAGUAAAAUACCCAUGGGUAUGGGCAAAAUUGCCAUCC